Molecule: messenger RNA, 6414 nt
Organism: Cephus cinctus (wheat stem sawfly)
Lineage: Eukaryota; Metazoa; Arthropoda; Insecta; Hymenoptera; Cephidae
Product: neuroligin-1
Exons: 9
Coding region: 1526-4501 (991 amino acids)
Biological process (GO): postsynaptic membrane assembly; presynaptic membrane assembly; neuron cell-cell adhesion
Cellular component (GO): cell surface; synapse; postsynaptic membrane
Molecular function (GO): signaling receptor activity; neurexin family protein binding
Source: RefSeq, a predicted model, not a curated record
GGGAUUUUGCCUGGCUCUCGCGCGACAGUAGAGCCCGGGACAGAUCCGAGACGAACGGAGUGGAUCCCUGAAGUGGUGCGGUUCUCGGUGCCCGAGUCCUCUUCGGCUCUUCGGGCUGCCGACUCCACAGGACGUUGCUCCUUACCUUACGUUACGCUGCCAAGUUACGGCUCUGCGGUUAUACGUGAAAGACGAGGGGCCGUAGGGAGCUACGAGGGAAGCUGUCAGACUGGAAGAUAACCAAAGUCCUACCGCAUAGAUACUGACAAUAUAGAAAAGGAAUUGCCUAAAGUCACACUGAAAAGUCAAGUCACGCUUCCGAGUCCUCGCUGACGUCGCUCACGAGCGUUCGGCUUCCUGAAGAGCUCUUUUGCGACCCUUCCUCAUUACUCUUCACAUGUUGGCCUCGCACGUCUCGCGCGUCUCGGCACCCGACCCGCACACGCAGAAUUUACACGCGUUCUUACUCACUCUGACAGGCCACGUUUCCCUCGUUAUCUUCCACUUGUCCUGCUCCUACUCAUCGGCCUUAUUGCCAUUCUGCUGACAUCUCGGUACCCGCCGCAAUCUCUUAAUCGCUCCUUCUGGUUUGGCCUCGAGUGCUUUUGGAUCUGGUGCCGAUUUCAAAAGUGCACCGUGCCGACCACGGGUUACGGGAUACGAUUGCGUUGUGCUCGACGAGGAAUCGUGUUAACGAGAGUUUUGGUGAAAAGAUGCGAUUCUACAAGUUCACCGCUAUUCGGGGCGAGAUAGGUAGCACGCUGAUACGAUAACUCUUUCGAGUUAUUUUACGAACCAGGUCUUAAAGUGGUGAUAACUGACGUAACCCAGUGAGAAGGACCUUUUCAGUUUUAUAUUUUCACCUUCUUCGAUUUAAUAUUAAUCCCCGUGAAAUUUUUGGAAAAAGUUCUUUAUUUUACUCGUGAUCUACCUGAACCUGAAGUGGUGCAGGCGGAUGAAACGAAAUUGCUGUGAUUCGAUGAGGACGGGUGGCCGAUAUCUCAACGAUGUUUCGAUGGAGAUACUCGCAGCUUCCGAGCGGAAUCUUCCUCAGUGUCACAGAUCGACGUAAUUACAAUCGUCGAGUGGUCUUCCUGGAUACAGUCGUUGAAGAAGAAAGUAGGAAUUGAUUCGCGAUUCCCUGUGUCGCGCGAAAGGUGUGGACCAAUCGAAGGAGUUACCGUGAAAGAAAGAGAGAGAAGGAUUUCGCUGGAGAAGGAUAGCUAGAGUUUGGAAAGUGGUAAAUCGAAAGACGGGGAAUCUCGAUGACUCCCGUGGGAUUAUCAGUGACGGAGGAUUCCAGGAGAUCGACAGAGUUUCUUGACGAUGGAAUGGCUCGGAAGAGGCUCGUGCUGCGUCCUGGGAGGUGUGACUUCCGUCAACUGGGAGGAAGGAAGGCCUGAAGCCUCGAGGAAGAAGAAGAAGGACGCGGGAGGCAGAUCUUGGGGCCCAGCAGAGAGUCCCGGGCCAGGAGGGCUCCACAGAUGCGGGGCCCGGAGGCCCCAGCCCGCGGCGGCGUGACGCGAUGCGGACGCCCGCCUCCUCUUCAUCGUCCUCAUCCAGCGGCGCCUCAUCGGGAUCCUUGCUGGAAACCGUGUCGGUACCAAGGAAGGAGAAGACCCGGAACCGGUGGAUCGUCCACGAGGGGAAUCAGCGACUCGGCUGGUUCCCGGCCAGUAAGGAAUUUCACAGUGCUAGGAAUAAUUCUUCAAGAGAAAAGCGACGAGAAGAGAAGCCGACGGAAAAGGUUCCCGAGGAGAAGGCGGAAGGUCUCCCUGAGGAGUGCUUUGGUCAUGAUGGCGAAACCCGAGAGGAUUCCUUCCGCUCGAAGAAUACCCUCAGGACUCCCAGAGUCUGUCCAAGAUAUUCGAGACUUCCCUGUAGAAGCUUCGUCAUGGGCUUCCUCGUCCUGGGACUGGUCUGCGGAUACCGGUGGCCCGGAAGAGCCGCGGCUCUCGCAGAAGGGCAAAAGUACAGCACCAGGGAGAUCACCACGCAGUACGGUACUCUGCGAGGGAUCGUGGCAAGGGCCGCUGCCGUCGAAGCUUACCUCGGGGUGCCCUACGCCACUCCGCCCCUGGGGGAGCUUCGGUUCAUGCCCCCCAUCACGCCCACCUCGUGGAGAGGAACUAAAUUCGCGGACACCAUGCCACCUGCGUGCCCUCAGCGACCUCCGACCCCAGACCCAAGUAUACCACGCUCGAGACGAUCCUACCUCGAGAAAAUAGCACCGCUUCUGGCUAACCAGAGCGAAGACUGCCUUUACCUCAAUCUCUACGUACCAAGACCAUCCCACGGAAGUAACACGGAUCUCCUUCCGGCACUCCUACUCGUUCAUGGGGAUUCCUACUCGUGGGGUGCCGGCAACCCCCUGGACGGUACGGCACUGUCGGCGCACGGCCAUCUCAUUGUGGUCUCCAUUAACUUUCGUCUCGGCGUUUUGGGAUUUUUGAAAACUGGUCCAAAAAGUAGCGCUCAGGGCAACUACGGACUUAUGGAUCUUCUCGCAGGACUUCAUUGGCUACGACAGAAUCUGGAAGCAUUCGGAGGCGACCCUGAUCGCCUCGCCCUCAUGGGUCACGGAACUGGAGCAGCGCUCGUCAAUUUUCUAUCAGUUUCGCCGAUGGGGAAAGAGCUCGUCCAGAAGGUGGUCCUCUUGGGUGGCUCGGCUUUGUCACCCUGGGCGAUUCAGAGGGAUCCCCUGAUGGUGAAGCGACGAGUCGCCGAACAGACCGGAUGUCCUGGUGACGUGGAGGCGGACGACAUCGCACCGUGCCUUCGUCUUCGUACCCUCGACGAGUUGCUGGACGUCAAACUCGAUCCGCCGAGAUUCACUUCCGGUUUUGCACCUUUCAUAGACGGCGCUGUUCUCCCACUCGCCACCAAUCAGAUUUUCCAGCCGACAGCGUCCUCCGCGGGCCUUAUACCAGUUAUGCCGGGUCCCGGAAUGGAAUUCGCAGCCUUUGGGAACCGAGACCUUCUUAUGGGACUUACGUCAGGCGAGGCGUGGCUCGAGCUCACCGACCAGGAUUUGCAGGUUGGCCUCAACGAGACCAGGAGAGACCGAAUCCUUCGGACCUACGUGCGCAACACUUACCGCUACCAUCUGCACGAAAUCUACUCGACCUUGCGCAACGAGUACACGGACUGGGAACGGGGCGAGCAGAGUCCUCUGGCCAUCUGCGAGGGUCUCCUGUCUCUCCUGGGGGACGGUCAGGUCGCGGCUCCUCUCCUGAGGUUGGCGAUCCUUCACUCCUCUUCCGGAGGACGAGGGUACUUCCUGCACUUUCAACCUGGAGAGCGAACGAGUCUUCGCGGUGAGGAGGUUCCUUACCUCCUGGGGAUUCCUCUUCUGAGGGGGGAAGCUACGGCCUCGGCUUCCGCUACGCAAAACAACUACAGCAACGCCGAUGAGAACUUAUCGCGACUCCUCGUCCACUACCUGGCGAACUUUGUGCGCCGCGGGGAUCCGAAUAAGGCGAAUAGUCUGAGCUCGCUGGAGAAUCAUGCGUCCAGUCCACCUUUUUGGGAUUCCUAUGAUGCGAUAAACCAGCUCUACCUCGAGGCGGGUCGGACUACGGAGAUGCGAUCGCAUUAUCGAGGUCACAAAAUGUCUCUCUGGCUGAACUUGCUGCCGCAGCUGCAUAGACCAGGCUAUGAGAUUAGCAUGCGCCAUCAUCAUCUGUCGGAAAGUCCUAGUCUCUAUGAAGGAGCCGUCAGACCACAGACGAUGGCGCUUCCGCUUCCGGCGCCCCCGUUGCCCGCACCUUCGCCGACGGAAGCAUCGAUGGGAAAUUCCGUCGGGACGACCGAGUGCACACCCAACCUGACAACGACCCUGCCGACUACCUCGCGGACCCAGCAUCCGAAUCUUGGUCCCGGGCCUAAUAAUCUCCUGAGAAAAUUAGCCUCGAGUCAUUAUCAGAGCUACACGACUGCCUUGACCGUCACCAUAGCCGUCGGGAUAUUCCUGCUUCUUCUGAAUAUCCUGAUAUUCGCCGGGAUUUAUCAUCAACGCGACAGGAACUCCUCAUCCUCUGCCUUCGGGGACAAGAAGAAGGAAGAACUCCUGGAAGCCGGAUGUUCCGGCAUGGAGACGACGUGCGGGAAGCAGAGACUCUCCCUCGCCUUGGUGGAUUCGCCAUCCUCAACUCCACCACCUCACAAGGCGAAACUCGUUCAGGAAUUGGAGCUGCAGUUGCAGGAGUUUCAGUGCUCGCCACCUCCUGGAGGUGGGAAGCGGGUGACGGAGCUACCCUUCUACAGCAGAAGUCCCUGCACUCCUAGGGCACAUUCGCCAUCACCUUUCAUUCCCAACGACGAGGACGACGAUGACGACGAUGACGACGAUGACGAUGACGAUCACGACGGAGUCCCGGAACCUCCGCCUCCGCCUAAGGCUCCUGCUCCUAACCUCAUCUCCUGCCCUGGAAUCUUGAGGCAACCAGGGACACCUGGCAGCGCCAAGAAACGAGUCCAGAUUCAGGAGAUAUCAGUGUAGAGUGAUAAGGUGCCGGAGCGACACGACCUCAAGAUGACUAGAGACAGUCUGAUUGCUAAAACCGGAUUGACCUUUGCACCAAGUGGAAUUACUCGAGGAAUUGGAGCACCUUGUCUUCGUGGUUUAGGGUCAAAGUGCGACAGGGUGAAGGAUUCAAGGGGAUUCCAGAAGGAGAUGAUGAUGAACCCCAAGGAGUUCUCAUCCCCGGUGUGUCGCGAGAGUGUCCGAAGUUUUACUAGAGUGGUGUAAGAUGUCUCCAAAAGGGCCAGAGAAGAAAAUAUUACUAAGAAAAGAGUAAAUUGUAAUUUUGUGGAUGAUAAUUUUUCGGAAGAGAAAGAGAGAGAGUGUGUGUGUGUCCGGGUCCAUCCUAAUCAUUCCGUUUAUUUCAGGGGUGCUUACAAGUGUUCAUUGACCGAGCCGCAAUCAAAACUGAAAUCAAAAUAUUUUCGAUUAGAAUGACGUAUAGCAAAAUAUCGAGAGCUAUAGUGAGAUUCGCGAACACAAUGUGGCCAUGUUAGUCAUUAUUAAUCGGAAGGGGUGCAGUCUCAUUUUCAGUACAAUUCUACAUCUCCAUGUCCUCAUUCUUUCCAUCGUUCCCAGAAAGUCCCAGUCCACCUGCGUCUAUAACUAUAGUCACCCCUUCCGAUCUCAUCCGAGAAAAUCAGCGAAAAAGAUGUCUAGAAAAUGUUAUCAAUCGAUCUGAUCAUUAACACGCUUCCCACAAUUUCGAAAACUCAAGGAAAACGGCCGAACGCGUCGAAACUUACGACUCUCGUAAAAACCAAUGAAACAUAACCGGAAGUACGUAGUAUAAUUUAUGUACAUGUACCCAUAGAUAAGAGACGUAAUGUAUAUCUGGAGAAGGUAUUCAGCUCAAGGCGUACAAAAAUGAGGAUCUAACGUACGUAGGCGUGUGGCCGUGGAUUAAUACGUAACGCAACAUAAUGGAACGCACAAUGUGUAGAAGCAUCAGAAGGAGUUAGAAGGUAGAAGGUGAUAAGCGAUUAUUACCGUGGAAAAACUGCCUGAUUAAAAAAAAAUAAAAAAAUGGAGUAAUUAACUAUCCUAGAUGAAAUAAAUAAUUGUAAGCACCCCGAGUCUAAACCCGAGCGAGGGGCCAUCCGUAAACCUAUUUUAGCUUAGUCGAAGACACUCGACGCCUCGACAGGCAGUCGCAACGAUCGCGUAUCGUCGUCGUAUAUACUGUUAACGAGUAUACCGAUUUCAAGUAUACGUAACACAAUGAUUUUCGAAUUCAAAAAAGCUGAAAGUCAUGAAGUCAUCUUUUAUUUGGAAAAACAUUGUUUUUUCUCGUGAUGACGAGGUCCGUCGUCGUUGGCUUCCGGUGUUCGAGAAACGAGAAGCCUCAGUCAGACCAAUGGAUAUCCGCAGUAUCAUUCUGUUAUUUUAUGAGAAAGACGUCAAAAUGAAGUAAACGAAGACUGCACCUAAUUAUGCUUUGGGGUUAAUAGGGCGAUUCUUUCGACUCGAACUUCUCUCGCGGCUCUGGCCAACCGACUGCCGCGAUAAUCGUUAACUUUAAUAUGCUCGGAGCUCGAGUGCUGGAGGGUCGGAAGGACUCGUUACGCCGGUAGUCCUGUAUUCAGGAUCAUCCGGUAUCAGAGCUACUUUGAGCUACUCGUUUUCCGGACAUGGGAAACUACAAAAUUUUGCGAAUUCCCAUAUCGAACGAGCCGUUUCAGUUUUACGCAUUCGAAAUCAUAAAUACGUAUACUACAUACUUGAGACAUUGUACAUGCGCGAUGGGAACACUAUUAAAGAUACUGAAGUUAAUAUACAUUAACUUAAUUACACGUACACAUAAAGAAAUAAACACAGUAAGAAGACGCGUCUAUCAAUGUUUCCGAUGUUGGCAUUUGUUUAAAUAAAUACCUAAAGCAUUGAAAAAGGCA